UCUGGUAGUGUUUGGAGCAUUGAGUUGUGGACAUCCUAACACUCAUGUUCCUCUCUUUUGAACAGGUGCUUCGUGGCAUAGCUCAAUGGAGAUCACAUUCUACUCAAGCUGCUGCAGUGUCACAUAAAGUCAAACCUGGAGUUGGUUUUAAUUUAGAGCUCACUGACGAACAGAAAGAGUUUCAAGCUACUGCUCGUAAAUUUGCUAGGGAGGAAAUUAUCCCUGUUGCUGCACAAUAUGACAGAAGUGGAGAGUAUCCUGUUCCUCUCAUAAAACGGGCAUGGGAACUUGGUUUGAUGAAUACCCACAUACCUGAAAGUUGUGGUGGACUUGGACUUGGCACUUUUGACGCAUGCUUUAUUACAGAAGAAUUAGCUUAUGGAUGUACAGGGGUUCAAACUGCUAUUGAAGCAAAUUCUUUGGGACAAGUGCCCGUCAUAAUUGCAGGAAAUGAGCAACAACAGAAGAAGUAUUUGGGGAGAAUGACUGAAGAACCAAUAAUGUGUGCAUACUGUGUAACAGAGCCAGGAGCAGGCUCUGAUGUGGCUGGUAUAAAAACAAGAGCUGAAAAGAAAGGGGAUGAAUAUGUCAUCAAUGGCCAAAAGAUGUGGAUUACAAAUGGUGGAAAAGCCAACUGGUAUUUUCUGUUAGCUCGUACUGAUCCUGAUCCAAAAGCCCCUGCAAGCAAAGCCUUCACUGGAUUCAUUGUGGAGGCAGACAGCCCUGGAGUUCAAAUUGGAAGAAAGGAGUUCAAUAUGGGUCAACGCUGCUCAGAUACAAGAGGUAUUGUCUUUGAGGAUGUGAGAGUGCCAAAAGAAAAUGUACUCAUUACUGAGGGAGCGGGCUUUAAAAUUGCUAUGGGAGCUUUUGAUAACACCAGACCUCCAGUAGCAGCUGGUGCUGUGGGGCUAGCGCAGAGAGCACUGGAUGAAGCUACUAAAUAUGCUAUGGAGAGAAAAACCUUUGGAAAGUUGCUAGUAGAACAUCAAGCAGUGUCCUUCAUGCUGGCUGAAAUGGCAAUGAAAGUGGAACUAGCUAGAAUGGCUUACCAAAGGGCUGCCUGGGAAGUUGAUUCUGGUCGCAGAAAUACCUACUAUGCAUCCAUUGCAAAGGCAUUUGCUGGUGACAUUGCAAACCAAGUAGCUUCAGAUGCAGUCCAGAUUUUUGGAGGAAAUGGAUUUAAUAGUGAAUAUCCAGUAGAAAAACUAAUGAGAGAUGCCAAAAUCUACCAGAUCUAUGAAGGAACAGCUCAGAUCCAAAGGCUAAUCAUAGCCCGAGAGCACAUUAGCAAGUUUAAAGCUUAAAGACAUUUCUAUAAAUUGGUCUGGAAUUGAAAAUCUCUCUCAAUAUCCUCAUUAAAGAAAGAGAUUGUUAAUAUAUUUUUAAGUGGAAGAAGUAUAAGAACAUUUCUUUCACAAACUUUUGUGUUUUCUGUACAUUCUCUCAUAUAACUGAGUUUUCUUCCUCCUUGUGGCUUACAAAGUUGUUAUUUUUUAAAGCAUAUCUUUGGCCUUCUAAAAUGGUGUUUUUCUGAGCAUAUUUUACCUGUCAGAAGUCUUCACAAUUAAAUCAUAUAAGUAUCAGAAGACUUUAGGGAUCUUCUCAUUGUUAGUGACAACAUUAAAAAUUAAAACUUAAAAUACUAGACUUCCUUAGAAUUUCUCCAACUUUAUAAUAUUCCAAACUUUCGCCCAUUAAAGUAAAUUGCAGUUUUGUUAUUUAAUUUGGUAUAAGCAGUUAUGAAUCUUAAAUGAAGAACAUGUAUUGAAAUAGUCAGUAAAGCUACUAUUCUUUUUUUCUCAGGGGUUACAUUCUGCUGCAUGUGGUCUAAAAAAUAGUAGGUUUCAUUUUCUUCAAGGUUUUAGAGCUUCUGGGUUCUGGACACUUGCACUUUCAGAACAUUUAAAAUGAAGUAUAGAUGAAUUUUUAUGCUCUGCUAAGUCAUACCAUAUGCUUACAAAUUAAACUGUGAUUAUGUUAGAAAAAUCUUUCAUAUUGCAGCUGCAGAAUUACUACUUGCAUAUUGUCUGUAAGAUACUUGUCUUCAAAAGCCUACUUAUGUGAGCAAAAUAUAUUUUUACAAGGAUAUAUCAUACUAUGAUAUUUGUUUGCCUUACUUAUCAGAAUCCAGUAAUGAUGAAACUUUCCUAUUCAGUUUAUUUUGGGUAUGUAUUUACAGUGCCUCAGAAAUACUCUCUUGUUAUACUUUUCUUCUCUUCAGCCUUUCUAAAAAAAAAACCUUUCUUUUUGUAGGCAAAUACUAUGAACAACUUUCAAGAAAUAUAUGCACGCUAAUGUAUUUGUUAUAGUAGAAAAAUGGAAGUACAAUCACUCAGGUUAGAAAGUUUUAGGUUGAAUUGUGUGCAUUCAAAAUAGCAUUAAGGAUUACUGUGCCAUAUUUUUGGUUAUAGUAAUCAUAUUUGACAUAGAUAUUACCUCAUAAAUUCAAGUAUAGUGUUGGCUAGAAACAGUAAAUAACUCAGUACUGUUUUUUGUCAGGGUUAUUUUAUGACUAAAAAGGUGUUUCUGCCACUGCUGAAUUACAGUAAUAAAAAGCAUCCUUUUCUCAAAACA
Messenger RNA from Alligator sinensis (Chinese alligator), 2574 nucleotides. RefSeq names its product acyl-CoA dehydrogenase medium chain (gene ACADM). The transcript has 11 exons. Gene Ontology annotation, biological process: fatty acid beta-oxidation; medium-chain fatty acid catabolic process. The record is from RefSeq and is a predicted model, not a curated record. Bases 45 to 1304 code for a protein of 419 amino acids. Lineage: Eukaryota; Metazoa; Chordata; Crocodylia; Alligatoridae. Gene Ontology annotation, molecular function: medium-chain fatty acyl-CoA dehydrogenase activity; flavin adenine dinucleotide binding. Gene Ontology annotation, cellular component: mitochondrion.